UUCUUCCGUGCAACACCGGUCAUCAUGGCUAUCUGCAGCUUCUUCCUGCAGGGUCGCUGUAAGUUUGGAGACAAAUGUUGGAACGAACAUCCGAGAGACGGAAGGCACCAUGGACAGAACCGGCACCAAGGGCAGGCCUCAGCUGCAUCAUCAAGUUGGAAUUCAUCAGGUCCGCGAUACGUGCAGCCUUCUAACUUCUCCAAAAACCUCACAUGGACCAAUAGGGACAACGACAGAAGUUCUUCUUGGUCUGGAUCUGGUGAUAAUAGAGACAGAAGCUCGAAAUCAAAUGCACCUUCAGGAUUCUUCUCAUCCCAGAACAGAUUUAAUGCAUUGGCUAACCAGGAUCAUGCCAGAGACACCGGCCAGGACAAGGAAGGAAGCCUCCUAGCUGAUAUCAUACAUGAUUUGGAGGCGUGGGAGUCUUCGGGGCAAUGGGCUUACUCCGUUUAUUGUGUCUUAAAGGAGCAGAGCCACUUAUCAGGUUUUACUGACAUCUCACCCGAAGAGCUGCGCCUGGAAUUUUAUACAUCUCACAAAGAAGGCCAUUUACAAAACUAUGUGAAUUCGGCACAACAGCUAAUCAACCAGUGGAAACAUAGGGUACAUGAAAUUAAGAACUGGAACUCCUCUCACUCGGCACUGCUUAAUCAACUCACAAAACCCCCUAGUGCUGCGGCACCAUCAUCAUUUGGGGGUCCGCAGCAGUCUGGAUCGUUUGGAGGUCCACAGCAGUCUGGAUCAUUUGGAGGUCCACAACAGUCUGGUUUUGGGACAUCAAGCACUCCAGCUACGAAAACGGCUACAGCGGCAACCUUCAGUUUUAAGCUAGACUCCCAUACUGCUGCUCCCACUGCUGGGGCCAGCUCCACUUUUUCCAGUGCUCCUGGAUUCGGUAGUAAGCCUUCAUCUGGAUUUGGCAAUGUAGGAACUGCAUCCGCAUCCUCAUUUUCUUUUGCACCAACAACUACUGCAGUUGGAACAGCCUCAACCUUCUCAGGUUUUGCUUCAGCUGCUCCUGGCAUGGGUUCAUCUGGUUUUGGGUCAGCAGUGCCCUCUAGUUUUGGAGGAACAGCAGUGACUAGCAGCUUUGGAAGUGGAAGUGCAGUAUCAACGUUUGGUGGAGGGAUCUCUAGUGCUUCCGGCUUUGGAGGACUUGCAAGUUCUACAGGGACAUCUGGCUUUGGGGCAGGGACUACAGGAACCAGCAGUCUUUCUACACCAAGGACAUCGACAUUUGGCCAAGGAGUCCCAGUAAGCAGUGCAUCAAAUGCUGGUGGUUCCUCUGCAGCUGAUGUCAUGUUGUCCAGUGCCUUGUUUACUCCUCGAAAUGAACUCUCACAAGAAGACCUCCUGCAGUUUGAAGCUAAGAUUUUUACUCUAGGAAAAGUCCCUUUGGUGCCCCCACCAGUAGAUCUCCUAACUUUAAAAUAAAUCUUAUAUAACACUACUGACAAUUUCCUUGUCAUAAAUUGUAUAUAACUAUAAAUAGAUGUAUAGGGAUCCUACUGUCAUUUAUGGAAUUUUCUAUUAAAGGUAUUUUUAUAAAAUUCUUCCCUUUUUACA
Molecule: messenger RNA, 1566 nt
Organism: Bufo gargarizans (Asiatic toad)
Lineage: Eukaryota; Metazoa; Chordata; Amphibia; Anura; Bufonidae
Gene: NUP42
Product: nucleoporin 42
Exons: 7
Coding region: 25-1434 (469 amino acids)
Cellular component (GO): nuclear envelope
Molecular function (GO): nuclear export signal receptor activity; metal ion binding
Source: RefSeq, a predicted model, not a curated record